AUGGCAGCUAUUCGCCUCCUUCUUGUCGUGGAUGGCUACUUCAGCUUAGGGCCUCAGGACCGGAACGAUCGUAGUUUUUCAGUUUCGCACCUCAUCAAGACAUUGAAAAGCAGUACGGCACCCAAAGUGUCUCUAGAUACUGCCCAUCGAGAUGGUGACCUUGACGCAACAAUCUGGGGCAAAUUUGACUUCGCAGAGUCCGUCACUGAUCUGAGUAUCUAUCAGGAGAUCUGGAUGUUUGGUUAUAAUGGAGCCAACCAGAUGGAUCCCAAGAAUGCAACCAUUCGGCCUCCGCUUCGAGAGCCUGAGCUGCGAGCAAUCUCUCAGUUCAUGCAGAACGGUGGAGGUAUUCUGGCAUCUGGAGACCAUGAAGGUCUCGGAUCAUUCAUGUGUGGCCGCAUACCGCGAGUCCGGUCAAUGAGAAAGUGGUUUUCAGCAAAGGACACAAGCCCAGAUAUUCCGGCUGAAGCUCCCCGGAAUUGGCCAGUCAGUGGUCCAGAUCGAGCUGACACACUUCAGAAAGGCGUCGAUGAUGAAUAUCUUUUCACGAACCAGUCUGACGACAUUCCGCAGCCAUUGAAGCUGAUUGAAGUGCCCAGGACUGGAAUUCAUGAAGUCUUCAAGUUAGAUUCUCAAACGGUUCUGCAGCAUUUUCCAGACCACUUCCACGAAGGUGAAGUGCUUGGCUUCGGAGGUGUAGAUGAGAAGAGUUCCAAACCAUGGACUUUAGAAGGUAAGCUGACCUUUGACGGCAAAACAUUCGUCGAAUAUCCCAGCAAUGGCAGCGGCCACCAGGAGGUGCCCCAAAUCAUCGCUACAGGCACAGUGACCGGCGGACACAAAACGGCCGUCGAGAAGGGCAAGCUUUGUGAAAGCGGCUUUGAGGAGGAUGACUCGCUCACGAAUGCAAAGACAAUCAACACGCUAUCUGUUUAUAAUGGUCACGAAGUAGACGUCGGUCGCGUGCUGACAGACUCGUCUUUCCAUCAUUUUUGCGACCUGAACCUGAUAGGAGAUCCUUGCGCAGUAGCGAAGAGGACCCAAGGAUUUGACCUUGGAUUUUUGGCCGAGAUGGACCAUUUCUUGUUGAACGUAGUGAAGUGGCUGGCACGCAAGUAG
Molecule: messenger RNA, 1119 nt
Organism: Bacidia gigantensis
Lineage: Eukaryota; Fungi; Ascomycota; Lecanoromycetes; Lecanorales; Ramalinaceae
Exons: 1
Coding region: 1-1119 (372 amino acids)
Source: RefSeq, a predicted model, not a curated record